UGCAGUCACCAAGUUAGCUUUUCGUAAAUCCCUCAGAAAAGCUUGGCGACCAAUUCGUGAACGCACGCACUACAACAUGUGCUCCCAUACACGGAUUCUUAAACCGGGAUAGUGGACGUUUUAUUCACAUUUUUGAUUGUUUCAGUGCUUUGUUUUCCUUCUUUACGCAGUUGUUCUUUCAUUAGAGGUUUCACCGAGACCGGAGCACCCUUAAUUACAUCUUCAAGUGUUCGUUCACGUCGUGUCUUAAAAACUGUGGAUAUUUGGCACGGGUUACUGCUCAAUUUAACGACAGGGUUCGGCAAACUUCUCUGAAAUUAACACUUGAGAAUCAGCAGCGUACUUAUCCGGCUACGUGAAACGUCAUGAACGCUUGACAGUAUCACUUACUCUAAAGGGCAGGGAAAAGUGGCUGUUGUAGACUGCAGAAGAGGGCUAUCAAUCAAAUGGCAUUAGAACUCAGGGGUGGACAAAAUCAAACACAGAACUGCGAUUGUAUACUAAAAAGCGAAACCGAGCCUCCUCAUCGGGGGGAGUCCCAAGAUCGUGAGGGAUCACACAAAAUCACGCCAGACUUCCCUAUAGCAAGUGCCUGUUAUUCAAGUAAAACCAUGACGUCACAAGAACCAUGUUCAAGGGAUAGUGGCAGCAUGCCGGCUGCUGCAUCGUCAGACCAGGAGAUAACGCAAGGAGUCCAGUCUUUGAAGGCGCUGUCUCUGAACGGUCUCAACCCAAACCUAUCUCAUUCUGCAAGUGCUUCUGAAGACUCAGUGUUGAUGCCUUCGGGUGUUAAAGGACGCCCUCACCCCAUUCUCUCAUGGGGAGAUGUAACGGAGAUAUCCAAUGGCGAUCGGUCCAAGACACAGGAGUACGUGAAGCAUCCAAUAGCAGGAUCAUCAAGUAGUAGUGAUCCAUGGCAAGUGAGAUCCACGCAGAACCCAUCAAAGCCUUUGGUUAGAAGACCCACUCCAAUGGCAAUCCGUGUGCCUAAAUCCGUACUUGGGAAAGGAUCAAGUAAAAUGAUGGCCGAAUCCGUUGAAGAAGAAGACGAAGAGUGGGUGGCUGGAGACGGAGAGGAAAGCCCAGUACCAGUUUCUUUGAAACAGGGAACAAACACCGACGUCCUUGUCAUAGAAGACAUCGAGAGCAGUGACGUUGAAAGCCCGUCACCAGGACUGUCAACCCCUAAAGAUCUUCAGCUCGGCUUGGCGGUUGGCGGCCAUACCAUGGAGCGAAAUACUGAUGUUGGUAGUCCAACUAUCGUCGUCCAAACAGACAUCGGUGAGGAGCUCUCUCAAAAAGAGGCAGAGCAGCUAGAGAAUGCAGACGAAGAUGAAGACGAGGAAGAAGAAGAGGAGGAUAAUUUCGACGUCGGCGACAAGCAGUUUCUUUCGCCAACUGCAUCUAAACCGUUCGUGCAGAAUCCUGAACCAGUAGCAAGUAACACUCGGGUCCAGUCUGUUCCUCACCAGCCACGCAAGUUCGUCCGCAGACAGACACCUGUCACAUUGGAUCUACCAAAAGACCUCAAAGAUAUCAUGGCAGCACCAUCAAACGAAGGUAUUAUGGAGGAAGAGGAGGAGGAGGAGGAAGAGGAAGACAACAGAACGAGCGAGUGCGGGCAGCAGAGGUCGAAAGCAGCACAAGCCACAAACGAUCAAGCGGAUGACGCUCAGGCAUCAAUGGAUAACAUUUCAUCUUCGGAUAAACCUGCUGAAACUGAAAACACAGUAGAUGCUAACACUAACGCAGUGGGCGAAGAGACCACGAAAAGUGACACUGUCGCUCCAGUCAGUACAUCAGGUCGUCCAGAUAUAAUCACUUCGGUGAACAGCAAUAACAAUAAUCGCGAAGCACCUUCAUUCGAUCUUGUUGAGGCAGCGCAAGAUACGGUUGUCAAAUCUCAGGUCGGAAGAAACCUCCAGGAUGGUAAGCUUGAAAUGGGUUUACCCACUCUGCAACGGCAAUCCCUCUUCAAGAAGUCUGCUACGUCAGGUACCAAAGACGGAAGCGGAAGCCCUAGCUCGACCAGGAGGAAAGUAUCUCCACAUCACACCAAGAUCUUAACGAGACAACUGACGCCACUCGAAAUAGAAGUGCCCAAGCAUAUCAUUUCAGAUGCUAUGAAGAAAAGGUCAACUGAUGCAUUCUUAGAAGAGGAUGAAAGCUGAACCGAUGGAUGAUUCAUUCCCAGACUUAUAUGACUUAUAAUUUUGGAUCACAUUUCUUCCAAGCAAAAUGGACACUCUCAAAAAUGAGGAGGCUGGUUUCUACUGGAUGGAGAUAAUACUAAGGUGUUUUGAACAUCAGAGAUCACGUCUUACCGGCACCAGUAUACAGAUCAAUUUUACAACAAUUGGAAAUCAGCGUUAUCCGCCAUAUAGGAGUUGCCUACUUAAAGGAUCAGUUUAACGAACCAAAUCGGAUUUGUCAACCAUUUCAGAGAAACAGAUCAUUGAUACAAGCCGUCAACAUCAUUGUUUUCAGCCUUGCAGAUUGGUGCUACUAGCUACUCAUACAUCCAAUGUAAAAUACAUCUGAAUAAAGCACUACGCUGAUAUUUUGCUGUGCUACGAAAAGCGCGGGAAACUGCACGAAUAACAUGAACAAUAAAUGAGUGUUGGCCUAUGUGAAAUAACGAUUUUGUAAUGCAAUGUAUUAACGCUGGCUGUUCGCCUCGCUGCAUUAAUUCAUUUGUCACUUGGUUGACAGUACACGGUCGUGAGGAGAUCAAUUACUUUUGCGUUCAUUUAAGAAAGUGUUUGUCAUUGUACCUAAUUGCAAGACGGCGGUACCAUACACAGAAUGAUGUGAUCUCUUGUGAGAUAUAUACGUUAUCCUGCUUCGAAGGUUGCUAUCAUAAAGAGAUGCCGACAUUAGCAAACUAUUUGUACAUUAACCAUGAUGGCACAUCAACGAUGCUUAUUUUCUGUUAAUUAUUUCAGUUGAGCCCGCAAGCAGAUGCUAUUUGUUUUCAACUUUCCCAUUAAGUAAAGUUAGGCAACAUGUGAGGACAUUUCGUCACAGUUAUUAGGACGUGGUUGGAAGACCAGCGAUUCGUUUACAUGCAGCUAUAGCCUAUAUAUAGUCUGUAUGGCGUAUUCCUAUCAUUUUCAUCUUGAAAUAAAAAUUCAAGGGCCGAAAGUCCGGUGCUUUAUAUUUCCCGUGCAUCAUUUUAACACUUUCAUAUAAACUAGAAAACUAUAAAGUUAUGCACAAAUUAUGUUUUAUAUUCAUAUAUGCUUAAAAUGAAAAAGCCUAUGGAAUGUUUCAAGUAAAACGAAUACCGGGUAUUGUUAUGUUGUUAAGACGUUUUCUCGUUGUAUUGUUAUCUCAUAAUCAUCAUCGUCAUUUAUUUCACUCGUACGAGGGGUUACUGACUUCCGCGCCAUGAUGACACUUAUUACUGCUUUCUUUCUUCACCAUAUUCUUAACGCAGACAAAACUGACCAUAAUGUUUAUCAUUUAUCUUCUUUUUUCACUAAAAUGUUAUACAUGUAGUUCUACAUCUCGUAGUUCUACCACUCUUUGGUAUAUCACACACAAUUUGAGGCGUAUAGUUGCUAAUAUGGGCCGUAUUUUAGAAAGAACUGGCUAGCACUUAGUCAGGCACAAAUGCUGACAACGAAAACAAUAUUUGUCAUGCUCGACAAGACUCUUCAGUGUGGAUAGCGUGAACAAUAAAAUAUAUUCCGAGACGUCUGUACACUUAAACAUUUUUUUUCCCUUUUCUUUAUCCCCGAACACUUUUCAGAUAUUUUUCUGCACCGUGGUUUGAGUACAUACUGUUGUUCAAUUUCACAAAUAGUGUACGGUUGCUAAUUUUUUUCUCUCAAGAUUUUGAUACUGUAAUUGCAUCAAAACUCAUUAAGCUAUCGAAUGGCUUCAGGGAAUAUGAAACAAGGAUGUGAAUUAAUAGAUGUGAACUAAUAAAACGUCAAGUAAACAUCGAGCCAUUAUGAAAGUAUCUUGAACACAUUAAUCAAAAUUAAUGCUUGAUGAAGAUGAAGUGUUUGAGAGACAUGGGGAAAUAUUUGUUUCCAAGAAAAACGUCCUUGCUUUUGUUUGCUGUAAGCUUUGGCAAGUCUUAUAGAUACGGCACAUUACAAUAUCAUUAACAAAAGAGAAUGUAUCCCUUUCUAUUUACUGUAUUUUUACAUUGGUUUGGGAUUUACUGUACUUGUAAACAAAAAUAAGCCUAUGAUCAGCAAGGGACAAUUAUUCCCUUCAUUUUCGAAUCUCAAAACUGUUUUGAAUUUCAAUUUGGUAUAGUUCUUGACAUGGUCGUGUUGUGAAUAACUAUUGAUAUUGCUCGACAAGACUCUUCAGUGUGGAUAGCGUGAACAAUAAAAUAUAUUCCGAGACGUCUGUACACUUAAACAUUUUUUUUCCUUUUCUUUAUCCCCGAACACUUUUCAGAUAUUUUUCUGCACCGUGGUUUGAGUACAUACUGUUGUUCAAUUUCACAAAUAGUGUACGGUUGCUAAUUUUUUUCUCUCAAGAUUUUGAUACUGUAAUUGCAUCAAAACUCAUUAAGCUAUCGAAUGGCUUCAGGGAAUAUGAAACAAGGAUGUGAAUUAAUAGAUGUGAACUAAUAAAACGUCAAGUAAACAUCGAGCCAUUAUGAAAGUAUCUUGAACACAUUAAUCAAAAUUAAUGCUUGAUGAAGAUGAAGUGUUUGAGAGACAUGGGGAAAUAUUUGUUUCCAAGAAAAACGUCCUUGCUUUUGUUUGCUGUAAGCUUUGGCAAGUCUUAUAGAUACGGCACAUUACAAUAUCAUUAACAAAAGAGAAUGUAUCCCUUUCUAUUUACUGUAUUUUUACAUUGGUUUGGGAUUUACUGUACUUGUAAACAAAAAUAAGCCUAUGAUCAGCAAGGGACAAUUAUUCCCUUCAUUUUCGAAUCUCAAAACUGUUUUGAAUUUCAAUUUGGUAUAGUUCUUGACAUGGUCGUGUUGUGAAUAACUAUUGAUAUUGAUUUCACUUAAUUAUUAUGCGUGUUUUAUUUUCCAACUACUGAUAAAACUUUUAUGCACGACACAAAAUCGUGAAUUUCAUUUCACAAUUAUAAUGAUUACCACAGCCUUUAUUGUGUAUACAUUACAUGUAUCAAGAAAUUUUUGUCUAAGGCCUAAAGUUUGGCUACUUGAUUAUGAAUCAUUCGUUUUGACCAUGUCCCUUGAGUGUUUAAUUACUCAGCAAGUGUUGUGUGACUCAUAAAAGUAGAGAGUUAAUGCUUUCCAAUUAUUUCCACUGAUUUCUUCCUCUUCCAGCGUAAGUGCUGCUUCAAGGUUGUUUUUUUAUUUUUUUAUUUCCGAAAUCAGAUACAAAUAUUAUACAAAGAAAAAUAAACAAAAUGAGAUAUGAAUACAUCUACAUAGAUAACAAUCGGAGGAAAGCCCACCUCAGCAAUGUUCAUAGAAAAUUACUGUUCUUCCUUGGGGCCUUACACUACAAUAUUUACACAAAAGUGUAGAUAAAGCAGAAUAUAAACAAAACAUAAAUACAAGUUUUUAAAAAUACAAAAAUUUACAAAUAAUAACAUACGCACAAACACAAACAAAUACACAAGGUUAUGCAAACAAUAAUUUGAGUUUAAGGAAGUGUGUUAAGAAAAAUUAUCAGUUAUAAGGGUAUGAAAGAUUUUAAUGUAGUUACAUUUCGGAUGCAUUCUGGUAGUUGGUUGUAUUGUGUCACCCCCUAUAGAAGAAUGUUAUUUUGCAAUUAUUUGAAUUCGGUGUAGGGAGAUCUAGAUUUUGGGACGAGCGAAAUGAAUAUUAUACAUGCGAUAUUUGAUAUUAUUUGACAUAUAAGACGGGGUGGAAUUAUUUAAUAUCUUAAAACGCAUGGUACAUAAAUGUUUUUUGUAACGGCAGUCUAGAAAGUCCCAAUUUAGAGUACCAUGAACAUUUUAAUUGGAUGUAUGAGAAUAAGGACUUACUGCUUUCAUUAUCACACGGCCCGCCCUGUUUUGAAGCUUUUGUAAAAAUGAAAGGAAGGAUUUAGCAGCGGACUGCCAAACCAUGUCUCCGUAGUCAACGUGUGGAAGAAACGUGGUUUUGUAAAUUAGAUUCAAUUCAGAUUCAUCUAUAAAGUGUCUUAAUCUACCAAGGAAGCCAAUAAUUUUACUAAUUUUGUGACACAUUAUAUUUAUAUGAGCAUCCCACUUUAAUUCGUAAUGUUUAGUUCAUGGAAGUUUGUUGAAGUCACCGGUGACGUAUAGCGUGCACAUCGUUGAACCAUUUCAACCCUGUCGGUGUUCCGCUAUACUUGUGCAUGGAUCCCAUGCUGUUGCAGCAUAUUCCACGACUGGUCGGACGUAUGUGAAGUACGUGGCCUGCUUGAAUUUCCGUCGCAAAAAUCUGUCACAGAAAUCAACAUGAGUAUUGAAGUUAAGCUUCUGAUCAAUGUGGAUACCCAGAUACUUGGCGGAACCAACUAAUUCUAAGAGGUGCCCUCAUUAAACAGAUAUUUGUUGACAUUUGCUUUAAGAAUAUGAUGAAAUUGUACUUUUUGCGUAUUGAUCGCUAACAAAAUAGUACUUUCUACUUUCAACAAAUUCAAGUUGUGCGUGUCGUACACCAAUAUAUUUAAUUGAGUGGUGCAGGUAACUGCAGUUGGUCUGCAAUAGGAACUCUUAGAUUUACAAGACGAGAGCGUGGACUGCCGCGUGUGACAUUGUGUUAAGGCACUGGGCCGUGCCCGGCAGUGCCUUAAAAGGACGUCACAUUACCUUAAAAGGAUGUCACACGUGGCGGUCCACGCUCUCGUCGUGUAAAUCUAAAAGUCCCCAAUGGCAAAAUGAGGCAAACGACAUUAACAAGUUGUUAAGAUUUAAUCGGAAAAGAAGUUCGGAAAGGCGAAUGUGUUUUCUGUAUUAUGAAUAUUUAUCAACUGUGUUGACUGUUUUAGUUUUUUCAAGGAGAAACAUAAAAGAAAGAAGCCUUGUGUAUAACUCGCACCCUGGGGCAGCAAAUUGAAACUUAUAAUUCGUCAAAAGCAGGAAUUUUCGAUGACUGAGCACAAUGAUCACGGUGCAGGAGGAAUCAUUUUAUGCCCAUUGGUUCGUAAUACUUUCACAUACUGUUCCGGACAAAGAAUCACUAUGUGGGUAAAUAACUGAGAAAAGCCGAGCUAAACGAAAGUACUGACUUUGAUGAGGGCAAGUUAAGUAUUUUAUCACGUUAGCAGAAAAGCGUUUAAGUUGUACCAAUGAGUUCCACGAGUUUCUAAAUUCAUAAUUAUGCAUUCCACGUCUAGAUAAUACAAUGUACACUCUUUAUUUCACUGUCUUCACUGAACUGCUGAAAAUGUGCUGUCGCGGAAAUGCUUAAUUUGGUGGAAAACUAUUCCAUAUUGACGUACCUACGGUAUGGCAUGGCAGCCAUGCUAAAGCCGGGGUAGUAAUUGUGGAGUCACUGGAGUGCCAUUAGCGCUAUACAAGAACCCACUAUUAUAAUUUAUAUUAUUGUAUCCAUACCUUUUCUUUGAAAGGCAAUGUUUGUUGUGUGAAAAAACGCUUACACAAUGUAUAUCAUAUUACAUAUUAAUUACGCUAUCCUGCAUCAUUACUGACAUCUUCCGUGAGAAAAAUAAGCUUUUUUUAAAAGUCAAGUUCUAAUCUUGUUACUAAUAUUUCUACAAAUAAACUGUGAUGUGGAUUCUCUUGUGUAAAAUAUCAGAAUACAUUACAAAAUGAGACAAAGGAAA
Molecule: messenger RNA, 7709 nt
Organism: Strongylocentrotus purpuratus (purple sea urchin)
Lineage: Eukaryota; Metazoa; Echinodermata; Echinoidea; Camarodonta; Strongylocentrotidae
Product: ABC transporter F family member 4
Exons: 5
Coding region: 447-2171 (574 amino acids)
Source: RefSeq, a predicted model, not a curated record